Molecule: messenger RNA, 2358 nt
Organism: Esox lucius (northern pike)
Lineage: Eukaryota; Metazoa; Chordata; Actinopteri; Esociformes; Esocidae
Gene: prorp
Product: protein only RNase P catalytic subunit
Exons: 7
Coding region: 470-2194 (574 amino acids)
Biological process (GO): mitochondrial tRNA 5'-end processing; tRNA 5'-leader removal
Cellular component (GO): mitochondrion; mitochondrial ribonuclease P complex
Molecular function (GO): protein binding; ribonuclease P activity
Source: RefSeq, a predicted model, not a curated record
UAUGCGACGUUCUUAUUCUGCAGGUGAGCGCCAUGGCUUGUGAAAACACUCUGAAGUGUUUUUUUUGUAUUUGACCAAAUACUCUGUUAAAACAUACUUGUUGUUCUUGGACCUCCUGAAUCCUUAUCAACUCAACGAAACCGGUAUUUUCUGCUAAAUGUUUGCUUAGGUAAUGUUAUAUCUUGACCACCUAGUUAGCUAAGUUUUAACUUGUUUUUUUAAGAUAUUGUUGUGCUUUAUUUGACUGGUGGUGAAAGACAGGAUCGUUAUUGCUGAACAAGUAGUGGGCUUGACUCGAACCCAGGAUUUUUUUUAAGGGACUGCUGGCGAUAGUGUGUACAGUAAACUUGGGAGUAGUAUUUAGCUAACAUUAUUAUUUUGAUUAUGAAGGAUAUCUAAUGUCCAUUGUUGGUGUAGAGUUGUUGGAAUUGGGUGUCCUCAUAUUUUAUCAACACAUUUUCGGUCAACGAUGGGCUUCUUCCUUAUGUCAAGACCAAUAUUAUUUUUGAAAUACUGUAAUCCACAAUUUAACCCUGGCACUGCUAGCUUUACUCUUGUAAAUAAUGUGAUUGGCAAGCUAUCAGGUCUUGCCAGACUGUUAUGUACUAAAGGUGUGAGCAGACAUGCACUCAAUGACAUAAGACAGAGGGAUUUCAAUAUCAGAGAGAGGCCCAGUUUUCCCAAUUCAGUGUUUGCUGCUGGGACUGCUAAGAGAACUGCUGAAUACCAAAAAAGAAGGGCUGAGGCAGCCCUGCAGGAGGAGGAACCGGACAUCCCCAGAAAAAAGAAAAGUUUGGAACCCCCAGACCACCCUCUUACUGCCUCAGAAUGGAAGUGCCUGAAAAUGACCUCAUCGAACCCUGAUCGCUUUGACAUUCGCAUGAUGACAUCAAUGGUGGCAAAUGGAACAGACAUCAAUGUGGCCAAGUCUCUCCUGGCUUACAUUGCAAUGGAUACUGGGACGUUGUCUUACGAGCUGCUUCUGCGGUACCUCACACUGUGUGUUGGCGGCGGCCACCACUUGGAGGUGUUUGACAUGUACAACAUCAUGAAGAACCAGUUCAAGACGUUAGACACUGGGGCCUGUAGCCUGUUUAUAAAGGGCUUCAGCAGGACAGAACGCUGGAAGGAGGGGCUGAACAUCCUGGAGAACAUCAAGAGGGCCAUCAUGCCGUCACCACGUAAUUACGGCGAUCUUAUCGCUGGGGCGGUGCUGCAUCGUGACAGUGCCACAGCUUGGGCCCUGUAUGCUGAGCUGAUGGAGAAAGGCCUCACUCCUAAUCAGGAGAUAUGGCAGACCUUGUUCCAGUGUGGUCUCUCUCUGCAGGGCCACGAGGACCAGCUGAAGUCCAUCCUGCUUCAUUUGCGGGACAACCAGAUCUAUCCCAAGGAGACUCUUGCCACAGCUGUCAAGGCCUGGUUUGAGAGUCUUCCCGACCAGAAGUGGAGUGGAAACUGGUCCACUUCAGAUCCCAGGGGAGUAUGUCAGAGUUGCCAUGCAAAACUGGAGUCUAUCCAGCUGAGUCAGGAGGAGUAUGCCCAGCUAAAGGGCAGUGUGAUGAGGGAAGUAAUCCAAGGCAGAGAUGUUUUCAAAAAGACCACUCCAGAGGAGCUGGAGAGCUUUAAGAAUUUUGUUAAGCGGAAGCCUAGCUUUGACGUGGUCAUAGAUGGACUCAACGUGGCCAACAUUGGUAUUAAAGGGAAACAGUCUCAGACGCUCCUGGCGGUGGUGUCGGAGCUUGAACGCCAGGGCUUGGUCAUUCUGGUACUGGGGAGGAAGCAUAUGCAGCGUACCUCACGUAGUUGGGACAGACAUGACAUGAUCCUGAUCCAGCAGAAAGCCCACUGCUUCUUCACGGAAAACAUUUCUGAGGAUGAUCCUUUCCUGCUCUAUGCCACACUGCACUCUGGGAACCACUGUAACUUUGUCAGUCGGGACUUGAUGAGGGACCACAAGGCCUGCCUGACUGAGUGUGCCACUCGACGUCUUUUCUUCAAGUGGCAGAGAGGCCACCAGCUAGUGCUGAACAGCUACAUCCCGGGAAAUAGAGUAAGAUUCCAGAGGAUUUUAAGUUAUGACACCAUCGUCCAGACAAAUGGAGGCUCCUGGCACAUCCCAUAUGAUGCGAUUGGGGAAGAGAGAUGUACUUAUGAAGUUCCCCAAAAGUGGCUGUGCAUCACCAGGACAAAUUAAGGACCCUGCUUAAAACAUUGAUUUUCAAAAAUCUGUAUAUACUUUGUUCAUUAAUAAAACAGUGAUAUAAAAAAGUAACUGGUUUGCAACGAUGUUUAGGUAGGUGGCACGUGUCAAAUUGACAUCCAUGUGAAUGCCCGGACCCAGGGUUUCCCAGCAGAACA